This is a messenger RNA of Habropoda laboriosa, 957 nucleotides long. RefSeq names its product metaxin-1. Gene Ontology annotation, cellular component: SAM complex. Lineage: Eukaryota; Metazoa; Arthropoda; Insecta; Hymenoptera; Apidae. The record is from RefSeq and is a predicted model, not a curated record. The transcript has 5 exons. Gene Ontology annotation, biological process: mitochondrion organization. Bases 1 to 879 code for a protein of 292 amino acids.
AUGGACAUUCUUGAAUUAAAUGUGUGGAAAGGCGAUUGGGGUUUACCAUCGGUUGACGUGGAAUGUUUGCAAGUUUUGGUUUAUGCUAAAAUUAAUGGUAUACCUUUAAAAGUAAAUACUUCUGGUAAUCCAUUCAAAACACCUAAUGGCAAAUUGCCCGUAUUAAAAAGUAGUAUUGGUACGUUCGAUACAGCCAAAGCUAUAAUAGAAUAUUUCAGGCAACAAAAUUAUAACGCGGAAUACCAAUUAAAUGGAAAACAAUGCGCAAAAGUUUUGGCUUAUGAUACAAUGUUAAAGGAAAAAUUAUUUCCAGCCCUACAAUUCAUUUGGUGGUUAGAUGAAAGAAAUGUAAAUGAUUUAAUAAGACCUUGGUAUUAUCGAGCAUUGCCCUUCCCAUUAAACUUGUAUUACCCAGGAAAAUUUGAACGGCAAGCUCAUGUUAUGUUUGAAACUUUGUAUUCUGUCAAAGAUGAUAUAACUGUCAUGGAAAACAAGGUGUACUCAGAAGCACAGAAAUGUUUGACACUACUAUCUACAAGUCUUGGAGAUUUAGACUAUUUUCUGGGUACAGAACCGACUGUAUUGGAUGCUAUUAUAUAUUCUUAUUUGGCACCAUUGCUUAAAGCUCCUUUACCAAAUCCAGCUUUACAAAAUCAUUUGAAAGCUUGUACAAAUUUAGUACAAUACAUAUCACGCAUAUCGGAAAGAUACUUUAAGGAUGAAUGUCGAGAAUAUAAGACUAAAGAAAAUGUACGGGAUAUGAGGAGAUACUCAGAAAAUGAGUUUCCUAAUAAAAGAAGAAAUCAAAUUUUUGCUGGACUUUUUGCUGCUUUAGUAAUGUCAACUUACGUCUUUUCAACUGGAAUAUUAGAGCGAUGAUAACUAUUUAUCGGAUUAUCUUCAGCUAUACAUUGGAUUCUUGGUAAAUCAUUUAGUUAUUACAUUAGGGUCGCCAAU